This is a messenger RNA of Mauremys mutica (yellowpond turtle), 1907 nucleotides long. RefSeq names its product phytanoyl-CoA 2-hydroxylase interacting protein like (gene PHYHIPL). The transcript is spliced from 5 exons. Gene Ontology annotation, cellular component: cytoplasm. The record is from RefSeq and is a predicted model, not a curated record. Gene Ontology annotation, molecular function: protein binding. The coding region runs from base 73 to 1407 and encodes 444 amino acids. Lineage: Eukaryota; Metazoa; Chordata; Testudines; Geoemydidae.
UGUUUGUCCUGCUGUGGCUUUGACUCAGCAGUCCCGGGCGGCGGCCCCUUUAAAUGCAGGGCCUGGGGUGUGAUGAGUGCGCGUCUCUCUGCUGCCCCCUCCCCGCUCCGCUGCAGUGACAAAUCCGCUCGCUCCUGCCCUGCCUCCACCCCCCACAGCGCGCAGCUCUGCACCCACCGCGCCAGCCCCCCGCCUCUCUCCGCCGGGAGCCAGAGCCGCUGCCCACCGUGCGGCCGCCCGCAGAAGCCAAGGGAGGAGAAGCAGAAGGGGACAAUGGAGGUUCCGCGCCUGGAUCGCAGCGGCAUGAGCAGCCCCACCAGCCCCUGCGAGGAUGUGAUCAAGAAUCUCAGCCUGGAGGCGAUUCAGCUCUGCGAUAGGGACGGGAAUAAAUCACAAGAUAGUGGGAUUGCAGAAAUGGAAGAACUUCCAGUCCCACACAACAUCAAAAUAAGUAACAUCACAUGUGAUUCUUUCAAGAUUUCAUGGGACAUGGAUUCUAAAUCCAAGGACCGUAUUACUCACUAUUUUAUUGAUCUAAACAAGAAAGAGAACAAGAAUUCCAACAAAUUUAAACACAAGGAUGUACCCACUAAACUGGUUGCAAAAGCUGUUCCUCUCCCUAUGACUGUUCGUGGACACUGGUUCUUGAGCCCAAGAACGGAAUAUACAGUAGCCGUGCAGACGGCAUCAAAGCAAGUUGAUGGGGAUUACGUUGUUUCUGAGUGGAGUGAAAUCAUAGAGUUUUGUACAGGAGAUUAUUCAAAAGUUCAUCUAACACAGCUUUUGGAAAAAGCUGAAGUGAUUGCAGGACGUAUGCUUAAGCUUUCUGUUUUUUAUCGGAAUCAGCACAAAGAAUACUUUGAUUAUAUCAGAGACCAACAUGGAAAUGCAAUGCAGCCUUCUGUCAAGGAUAACAGUGGUAGCCAUGGCUCUCCAAUCAGUGGGAAGUUGGAAGGCAUCUUCUUUAGCUGCAACACUGAGUUUAACACAGGGAAGCCACCACAAGAUUCACCUUAUGGAAGAUACAGGUUUGAGAUUUCAGCCGAAAAACUUUUCAAUCCAAAUACUAACUUGUACUUUGGGGACUUCUACUGCAUGUACACAGCUUAUCACUAUGUCAUUCUUGUUAUUGCCCCUGUUGGCUCACCAGGAGAUGAAUUCUGUAAGCAGCGCCUUCCUCAGCUAAAUUCAAAGGAUAAUAAAUUUCUGACCUGCACCGAAGAAGAUGGCAUCCUGGUUUAUCACCAUGCCCAGGAUGUUAUUUUAGAAGUAAUUUACACUGAUCCUGUGGAUCUUUCCCUUGGCACAGUUGCAGAAAUUACUGGUCAUCAGGUAAUGAGCUCGUCUACUGCAAAUGCAAAAAAAGAUCCCAGUUGCAAGACCUGCAACAUCAGUGUUGGACGUUAAUUCCUACCCCAUUACUUAGGAGCCUUUGAACCUCUGUUGUCCAUUUCCAUUGUCAGAUGUUCUCUUCAGAAGCAUGCACAUGCCGCUGUCACCAAAAGCAAACAUCAGUUUUUCAAAUUCAUUAAUAGCAUUUUUAGUAUAACUUUCCUCCUUCCUUCUAAUAGUUUAUAGCAUUAGGGGAACAGAAGUCCUGGAUUUUCUUUCUGACAACAUUUACACCUAGAUGCUGCAAUUUUUGUUUGUUUGUUUGUUCCUGGCCAAACAUAACAAAAACCUAUAUAAAAUGCUUUAGCAAAAUACAAAUAAUGGCUUAUAAUGGUGUUUAAAUAUGCAUUUAUUUUAAUCUACUGAACAAACACUGGGAUAACUCCAAACAGCAUGAAAGGUUGUAAUUGCAGCAUGAUUUAAAUCUCGAAGCCUAGAAAUGUCAGCACUUCCAACUUGUUGUUUGACAGUGUUAUUUAUAUUAGCUAACUGGAAACAAAAAUUGUGUUUAAACA